CAAGUAGGCAGAGAGGCAGGCAGAGAGAGAGAGAGAAGGAAGCAGGCUCCCUGCUGAGCAGAGAGCCCGAUGCGGGACUCGAUCCCAGGACCCUGAGAUCAUGACCUGAGCCGAAGGCAGCGGCUUACCCCACUGAGCCACCCAGGCGCCCCCGAAUGCCACUUCUGAAGCCGUGGUUGGAUCGAGGCAUACACCACGGCUCGGGAAACAGCAGAUGUAGUGGCUACAAUACUCAUUGAGCACAUCAUGCCGAGGUUUGGAUUGUCCCGGACCCUCCAGUCAGACAACGGACCCGCCUUCAUCUCCAGUGUAGCCCAACAGGUUGCUGAGAGCCUCAACAUAACCUGGAAACUUCACAUCCCGUACCACCCACAGUCAUCGGCCUUUACUUAUAUGCCUGCAACCUGCUACCGGGGAAAGGAACCGACAACCUGUAUAGUUACUUCCAAGAUCAAAGAACUCAGGGAUCGGAUCCAAGCACGGCGGCGAGACACAUCCUCCUGGGGCCUGGAUCCCUACAACUGGGUAACCUGGCUGCUCCCUCUGGCAGGACCUGUAUGCAUAAUACAAGAACUUGCCCGAGUAUCCGUCAAUCAACUCCUCCUCCAGCCCUGCUCUCGCCUGCCCACUUCCGACUACCCCUAUGACGCCACCCCCUGUCAGCAGGAAGUAGCCAGAACCGAGUUGAGGCCCCUGACACCAUUAUAUUAAGCAAAAGGUCGGAAUGUUGGACUGGCAGGAAGGGCUACUAAAGAUAGUGAAAGUUCCCACCACAAAACCUGAGCUGGGACGGGAGAACAAAGGCCCAAGCAGGAAUCUGAGACCCCCGCCCCGGCUCUGUGGACCAAUGGGAUCCCGAUGAGCAGGCAGGAUAUCCAAAUAAGGGAAACUUGCCAAAAGACCCCUGAGCUUUCCCCAAGACCCCUUAAAAGCCCCCUCCUCCCUGCCUUGGGCGCGGCUUCCCCCACUCUGCUUUCCAGAGUUGGGGAACCUCGCCCGAGGGUGCCCACCUCCUCCCGGUGCAACUUUCUCGGCUCCCCUUCACCUGGGCCCUGAAACUUCACUGGAGAGAACCUUUAAUAAACCUUGCCUUACACCCA
Mustela lutreola (European mink) is the source of this 1100-nucleotide messenger RNA. Its product is annotated as endogenous retrovirus group FC1 Env polyprotein-like. Gene Ontology annotation, biological process: DNA integration. Gene Ontology annotation, molecular function: nucleic acid binding. NCBI's taxonomy places the organism in Eukaryota, Metazoa, Chordata, Mammalia, Carnivora, Mustelidae. The coding region runs from base 247 to 711 and encodes 154 amino acids. The transcript is spliced from 4 exons. The record is from RefSeq and is a predicted model, not a curated record.